ACGGUUUCGUGUAAAAUUUGCAUUUCGACGAAGCUCAUGAGCGUCACAGGCACGAGUAUUAAGAGGUUGAAUCUAUUCUCAUUCGAUCGAUUAAUACGUAGAUAAGCUCGCUUCUGAAUCUGCGGCGAUGUGUACGAUACAUGUAUAGACGUUGGAUGUCUGACUCGAGGAAAAUGGUUUCUCGAAAAAGGACGAGAACGAGAAAGCGACGGCAGUUCGACGAACGAGACCGGGCCUGGGCGGCAGCGAACGCGCCGCGUAAAUAUAUAAAUAUUCGCGGAUGCGUUCCAGGAUGGCGGAGAGAGUGGGUCUGGUGGAGCGGAAAGGCAAACUUAUCAGCGGAGUAAAAGACACGUUGCGCGUGCUCGCGGUGUGCACGGUGAAUCCAACGAGCGGGCUCGCUCCGGUUGCUUCAGUGGCUCGCAAGACUCCGUACGAGCCAAUCGUACGGGCCGAUCGGUCACCGAUUUCACCUUCUCGGCAUCUGCUCUCUCGCGCUCGAGACUUUGCGCUCGAGUUCACGUUCGAAUACAGCGUUUUCGCGCGUCAGCCGUGUGAUCAGCCUAUUUCUCGAUUCUCUCCCUCUAGUGAACGUUCUACCGUCUUAGAAGAAGUUAAAAGACUCGUGAGAAGGAAAAGAAAAGAAAAAUGGCCGCAGACACGUUGAGCGAACGGCUGUCCAGCAAGCUACACCUGCAAACGAAGAAAGUCGGCGAGGACAGGAUAAGAAGGGCGAAAGAAAAGGACGAAGACAUCGCGAUAUUCAGCAUGUUCCCGAUGGAGGGUGAUCCCAAGUUCAGGUGCUGCCUCGGCAAAGACUGUCUCCUGGGUGACCCGAAAAAAGCAGAUCCAGGUGACGCGAGAAACAAGCAGGAUUCUCGAGGUUCCUCGACUCGAGAUUGGUCCAGAACGCUCGACGAAACAUCGAGUCAUCCAUCGAGAUCGAAUGGAAUGGCGAGGAACGUGCUCGCGGGGACUGCCGCGUCGUGUUUAGAGAAGAGAUAA
Messenger RNA from Heterotrigona itama, 1005 nucleotides. Lineage: Eukaryota; Metazoa; Arthropoda; Insecta; Hymenoptera; Apidae. The record is from the annotation of a GenBank genome assembly.